AUGGCUGGAUCCGAAGAGAACAACCCGGGGGUGAUCGGACCCGGAAAUAUUCAUGGGGGUUUACGUGGCGGAGUAGGGAAGUUUCCGGCGGCGUCCGGAACUAAUCGCCGGGCGUUGAGCAACAUUAAUCGGAACAUCAUCAGAGGUCCACCGUACCCCUGUGCUGUCAACAAAAGAGGGUUAUCAGAGAAGUUUGCGGCCCAGCUUGCUAACAAACUUGAGCAACAACCUAAACCAGGGGAAAUUAAGAAACCAGUUCGCUCGGUUCCAAUUUUUAGCGAGUCAGAAGAUUGUAAAAUCAUAGAUGUGGAAGACUACAAGACUAGUAAUGACUUUUCUGCACCGAUGUUUGUGCAACAUACAGAGGCAAUGCUGGAGGAGAUCGACCGGAUGGAUGAAGUUGAAAUGGAAGAUGUUGAAGAAGAGCCGAUCAUGGACAUAGACAGCUGUGACAAGAAGAAUCCACUUGCUGUAGCUGAAUACAUUGAUGAUUUAUACAAUUUCUACAAGAAAGCAGAGAGAUCUGGCUGUGUCCCACAAAGCUACAUGGCACAGCAAUUUGACAUUAACGAGAAAAUGAGAGGCAUUCUCAUUGAUUGGUUGAUUGAGGUGCACUACAAGUUUGAAUUGAUGGAGGAGACCUUAUACCUCACCGUAAAUCUCAUCGAUAGAUUUCUAGCCGUGCACCCGGUAGUGAGAAAGAAACUCCAGCUCGUAGGAGUGACAGCCUUGCUGCUUGCAUGCAAAUAUGAAGAAGUAUCAGUUCCAAUUGUGGAGGAUCUCAUUCUGAUUUCAGAUAAAGCAUACAGCAGAAAGGAAGUGCUUGACAUGGAGAAGAACAUGGUCAACACUUUACAGUUUAAUCUAUCUGUUCCCACUCCUUAUGUUUUUAUGAGGAGAUUCCUAAAAGCUUCACAAUGUGACAAGAAGAUUGAACUUCUUGCAUUCUUUAUAAUCGAGCUUUGCCUCGUCGAAUACGGCAUGCUAAAGUUUCCACCCUCAUUGUUAGCUGCUGCUGCCAUAUAUACCGCUCAAUGCACCCUUAGUGGAACAAGGCAAUGGAGCAAGACUAAUGAGUGGUACACUAGCUACUCAGAAGAGCAACUCAUGGAAUGCUCAAAGCUUAUGGUUAAUUUUCAUAGGAAUGCUGGAACAGGGAAGCUAACAGGUGUACACAGGAAUAAGGAAGAGAUGAUGGAAGAGAAAGAGAAGAAGUUUCUCACAGUAGCACCAUUCCAGUGUGCUUGGAGACAAGAUUUGAAAUUUAGGGAAGCAGGAAGAGGUUGUGUGGCUUUUGAUGCUUUUGCUCACAAUGAUGUUACAGUGGUGUUCAGGGAGAAUGUAGGGAGUCAACACUACCAUUAUAAGAGGGAUAAUAGUCCUCAUUAUACUGUGAUUCUUGGGAGUCAUAGGAAUCGUCGACUGAAAAUCGAGGUCGAUGGGAAAACAGUCGUUGAUGAGGAAGGUGUUGCCCUUUGCUGCUCAUCUACGUUUCAAAGUUAUUGGAUCAGCAUUUAUGAUGGGUUGAUUAGUGUUGGUGAAGGGAGAUACCCUUUUCAGAAUCUGGUGUUUCGGUGGUUAGAUUCGAAUCCAAAUUGUAGUGUUCGGUAUGUUGGUCUUAGCAGUUGGGAUAAACAUGUCGGUUAUAGAAAUGUCAACGUGUUGCCAUUACCAAAGAAUCAUAUGUUGCUGUGGAAGCAAGUUGGCUCUGGAGGAUACGAGGUGAAAGAUGAUGGAGAAGAGGAGCUAGAAGGUGAACAAAUGAGCUAUGAGAAAUGGGGCCUUGAAAAUUUUCUUGAGAGUUGGGAAUUAUCUGAUGUAUUGUUCGUUGUUGGCAAGGAAGAAAUUCUUGUCCCAGCUCAUAAGGUUAUCUUACAAGCAUCUGGUAAUUUUCCUUUGAGCUUGUCAAAUGAAGAUAUUAUUCAGCUGCAGGAUGUAACGUAUCCAAUCCUUCAUGCACUUCUUCGAUAUAUAUACACUGGCCAGACUCAGAUUUCAGAGUCGCAACUUGGUCCUUUAUGGGCUUUGAGCUUACAAUUUGAAGUGCUGUCACUGGUAAAGCAGUGUGAGGAAACUGUUGAGAGAUUUAAACUGAAUAAAAAGUUGUUUGACUCUGGUAAGAAUGUGGAAUUAUCACAUCCAAGCUCCCAGCUCCAUAGUUGUGUGGGCUUUCCUUCUCAACUACCUAUAAAUGUGCAAAAGCUCAAACAGUUGCAGUUGACCGCAGACUAUAGUGACAUAAACAUUUACAUUGAGGGUCAUGGUCUCGUUGCUCAACCUCACAAAGUCAUUCUAAGUUUAUGGAGUGUUCCAUUUUCAAAGAUGUUUACAAAUGGAAUGAGUGAGAGUAGCUCUUCAGAGAUUUUCUUAAGUGAUGUGUCACCUAUAGCCUUCAAGGUUAUGCUUGAGUUCAUGUAUAGCGGAAAGCUCAGUUUGGAAGAUUCCAUGGAAUUUGGAACCUUGCUACUCCUUGUUCUUUUGCUAGCUGAUCAAUUUGGGGUCACUCUCCUUUACCAAGAAUGCUGCAAAACACUUUUAGAGUGCCUCUCGGAGGACUCUGUAUGUCCAAUCCUUCAAGCGGUGUCAUCAAUUCCAUCAUGUGAACUCAUCGAAGAAACAUGCGAGAGGAAAUUCGCUAUGCACUUCGAUUAUUGUACCACUGCAAGCCUUGACUUUGUCUUAUUAGAUAAGACAAAUUUUAGCAAUAUCAUUCAGCAUCAAGAUCUAACCGUAACAUCCGAAGAAAGAGUCCUCAAUGCAAUUUUCAUGUGGUUUAUGAGAGCUAAAGAAUUGUGUGGAUGGGAGGUGGUGGCUGAGCUACUUGCACUUUCAACUCCGGACCUCCUUUUCAAGGACAGGCUUCAAUCCCUGAAUGACUUGUUACCAUUUGUGCGAUUUCCAUUGAUGCCAUAUGACCUGCUUAAGAAGCUGGGGGAGAGCAACCUAGGCAGGUGUAUCCCCAUCUUUUAUGAUCUUGUGAGAGAGGGCAUCCAUUAUGUAGAAUUUGGAUCCCUAAGGCCAGGGAAUGACCAAAACCCAAGGUUUCAACAUAGGCGAUCUAGCUAUAAGGAGCUCCAGUACAUAUGUGAUGGUGACAGCAAUGGAGUACUCUACUUUGCUGGUACAUCUUAUGGGAAACAUCAGUGGAUUAAUCCUGUUUUAACGAAGAGAAUCACGAUCACUGCCAGCAGCCCCCCUUCAAGAUAUACUGACCCUAGGACUUUGGUGUCACGAACUUAUCAGGGAACAUGUUUUGCUGGGCCUCGUAUGGAAGAUGGACACAUUCGUGCAUGGUGGAUGGUUGAUAUUGGUGAAGAUCAUCAGCUUAUGUGCAACUACUACACUUUGAGACAAGAUGGGUCAAGAGCCUUCAUGAGAUUUUGGAUUUUGCAGGGUUCCCUGGAUGGGAGGACCUGGACAAACUUGAGAGUGCACGAGAAUGACCAAACAAUUUGCAAGGCUGGUCAGUUUGCAUCUUGGCCGGUAACUGGGCCACAUGCCCUGCUCCCAUUCAGAUUCUUCAGGGUUGUUCUAACAGGUCCCACGACAGAUGCCUCAAACCCCCACGACCUGUUCAGAACUGAGGUGAAUAUGGCCAUGCACGAGAAUGGCGACUGGCGAUAUUUGGUUUCCCUUUCCAGCUGCUGUAUGUACAAGAACCCUGCACGUUUCCACAGAGGAGAGAUCCGAGCCCUGGUAUCUGCUUCUAAUGCUUAG
This is a messenger RNA of Dovyalis caffra, 3717 nucleotides long. NCBI's taxonomy places the organism in Eukaryota, Viridiplantae, Streptophyta, Magnoliopsida, Malpighiales, Salicaceae. The record is from the annotation of a GenBank genome assembly.